Monomorium pharaonis (pharaoh ant) is the source of this 1111-nucleotide messenger RNA. RefSeq lists its product as uncharacterized. The transcript has 3 exons. The record is from RefSeq and is a predicted model, not a curated record. The coding region runs from base 100 to 624 and encodes 174 amino acids. Lineage: Eukaryota; Metazoa; Arthropoda; Insecta; Hymenoptera; Formicidae.
CUUCUCUUUCUUUAUUUCGGAUGAUCGACGCGACUAUUUCAGUUUCGAUUUGUAAAAUUUCUACGGCAAAAGUGUAAAUUUUAACAGCAAUGACCGACCAUGAAAAACCGAAUAACCAGCGUCUCCGAUCAAUUUGUAAACCUCAUCUGGCGAGUCGCCUGUUGGCUUUGGGAGACCCUCGAACUUAUCCUGAUUAUCAUACUCGACUGCUUAACGAGGCUAAUUGAACUAAUACUCGUGACGGUGAAAUUAAUAUUUCAGGUAAUCAGCUUCUUUAGGGAUUUAUGCAUUGACGCGAUGCAGACAUUCGUCAAUGUUUUCCGCGGGAUCGUUAACAUCGUUAGCAGCAUCAGCUGCGAUGACGUCGAGGACUUUGUCUCCGCCUGUAUCGUCGUUGCUUUGUGCAUCGGAGCCAUUAAGAUGUUCAUGGAUCUUCUCAAAAGAAAUCCCCACGCGAAGCUGUUCGAUAUGUUUGGGCAACGCGUGACGCAAAUCGACAAUAAUAAUAAUCUGACAGCAAGGAGCCACUGCCAGGAUGCGUGUCUUCCGGCGAGAAAAACGAGAAGGCGAUCAAAGCAACGAAAUAGGAGGCGAUAUCGGUCAGUCUCACAAAAGAAAAAUUAAUACAAUUAUGUAAGGUUUCCUUUGUAAAGUACAAAUAUCUUUAUAAGGUAUUUACAUAAACGUUUAUUAUCUAUAACAAUGUGUAAGGCGCAUAUCAAAUUUCGUCGUAAAAUAGCAUAUAAUUUAUCAUAUUUAUGUACAUAGUAACAUAUACGUAAAAAAUUUGCGACACUUUAUUAUAUUAUGCCAUUUUUAUAUAUUGUAAUAACAAUAUUAUCAAUUUAAACUUGGUAAGUGUUGCAGAAAUUUUUCACGUAUAUGUAAUCAGGCAUCAAUUUGUAAAAGAGAGACGUUUAUAUAUAGAAAAAUACAUUGCUGGUAUUUUUAAAAUCGCAUUUAAGAACGUGCGCAAAUCUCUGCUUUCGCACAUUGAUGAACGAUUCAAAUCUCUUAAAUCUCUAAUGCGUAAAAUAACAUUUAUAAAUUAUAAAACUUUACGCUAAAGAGUCAUGGAAAACGUAGUUAUAAAUAAAAAGAAUCGAGGCUC